AUUCUCCCAUAACUUGUCUGAUCCCGACCGACCUUGCUUCAUCAAUAAGUGAAGCCUACCAUUUCUCAAUUGCUUCAUUCUAUUUUCUGAAUAUUAUCAUUUGGCUUGAUUGCUAUCGUCUUUUUGAACCGUGUAAUUGUACAGAUAUAUAGUGCGUGUUACCUGUAUCGCGCAUCUCGUCGCGCCUCAUCGCAAGCUAAUCGCAUUCAUCGAGCUGCACUUAACGACCUACUAUCACCCACGAGAAUACGACCUCAAAUAAAACCGUGUCACUAUGGCUGAUCUUGAUGAAGAGAUCUUAGCCCUUGUUGGCGGUGACGAUGAAUCAUCAGAUGAGGAACAAGAUGUAGAUGUUAGCCGUUCCACAUCUAGGACCCCCGAUGCCGAUGCAAAGAAGCAGGCAAAAGACACAAAGCAGAAGACUAGUAGGAAACAUGAUGAUUCAGACGAAGAGGAAGGAGAGGCCUCUUCGAUUGCUUCCCCUGCCUCGCAAGACUCUGCUCCUAUGGAUGAAUCUGACUCCGAUGACGACGUGUUCCAGACGAACAACGCCAACGGUAAAGUAGAUGAUGAUGUCGACAAUAAGUACCCUGUCGAUGGAAUCUAUGCAAGCGAAUUGGAGAAAGAGGAAAUUCUAGCCAUGCCCGAGCUUGAGCGAGAACAAUUGCUUUCUCACCGCCAGGAGCAAGUCGACCGCCAGCGGCAAAACACACUACUACGUCGAUUGCUAUUGAAGACGAGAGAGGAUGAUAGCCAGCCAGACAAGAAGCGCAAAGCGGGUUCUGCUGACCUGGAUGACCCUCAACGCAAGACCUCACGGCAGAGAACAAGAGUCGGUGGAUCAAAGGUGGGCGAGACAAGCGCUGGAAUAGAGUCCCUCCGACGUGCCCGAGCCGAAAAGAGCGAUCGACUGCGCCGUAGAGAAGAGGAUAGGGAACGCAACAAGAAGUCAUAUUCCGCCUCGCGCGAUAGUGUUGACCGUGACAUUGAUGGUGAUAGCGACGGCGGUUGGGCGGGCGCAUCUAGGAACAGGCCUUCCAAGUCGCGAACUCCGGAAAUUAAAGAAAUCCCAUUUGCUGACUUGCGCGAUAUCGAGCGCAUCCGACUUGGUCGCACCCGAUUUGCCCAAGUCUGCUUCUUCCCUGGGUUUGAUGAAGCUAUCACCGGUUGUUACGUUCGUGUUUCUCUUGGUCCGGGUCCCGAUGGUGUGCCUGUUUAUCGGAUGGCUAUAAUCAAAGGCUUUACGCAAGGCAAAGCAUAUGCUAUGAGCAAGCCGAACGGCCAGACUUUUGUCACCGACCAGUACAUUAGGGCCGCUCACGGCAAAUCCGAAAGGGAUUGGCCGUUCAUCAUUUGCUCUGAUUCUUCAUUCACUGACGCCGAGUUCAACCGUUACAAGAAGGUUUGCCAGGACGAGGGCGUUCUCUUCCCCAGAAGGCCAACACUAGAUGCUAAGAUUAAUGACAUCAAUAGCCUCAUAGAUCAUACCUGGACCAACACCGAGGUGAAUGCCAAGAUUGAGCGAGAGCGAGCUCUUCUCAGCAAAUUUCAACCCGCGGAACGAAAUCGGUUGGUCAAGUCAAUCGAGGAAGCCAAAGAACGCGGAGAUGACGCGCUAGUUUCGGAGUUGCAAGACCAGCUGGACUCUCUCGAGACUCCGCGCUUGGCAUUUAAGACUAGUUUGGCACAGGCCUCCAAGUCUCCAAACUUGGCUCCCUCACAGCAGGAGCGCCUAGCUGCCCUGAAUGCCGAGAAUCGACGACGCAACGUGGAAGCAGUGCGUAAGGCUCAGAUGAAUGAGAAAGCGAAAGCGCGCCAGAUCGAGUCCCGCCUUGCGCGAGGGGAAGAUGGUGGAGACGCCUCGCGCCGUCUUAAAGCCAGACCCAAGUCCGGGCAGGAGAUCAACGAAACUGCCGAGCAAAAGUCGGCGCCUAUCAAUGUCAGCAGCGCGUUAGACACGCCAGCCAACGGAACACCAAAGCAAACUGCCACUACGAGGUUGCCAAUGCUACCUCAUCUACAGAAGCUCCAGGCACAAAAUCAUCAAACAGGAAAGGAUAAGAAGGGAAUCCCACAGAUCCAUAAGCCAAUCGUGGAUGAUGAUAUCAUCGCAUCUCUGGAUCUUGAUAUCGAGGUUGAAAUCGACUAAAUGGUGAAAGGGACGUUAUGGGGCGUGGAUUACCGUAGUGAUCGUGCAAGUCUUCUUCCAGCCUAUUUCUUAUCUUGCAGGCUGGGAGAUAGCGUAUCUGAUCUCUGUAUUCCGAGGGCUAUAUUAUCACCGGUUUAUUCGCGCAGCCUCGAACGAUGUCGCACUCUCAACUAAGUGGAAAUUAAUUAGACACGGUGCUAGUAGCAAAUAGGAACAUCAAUGCAGUAGGUAAAUGACCUGAAUAUACAGACAAGUGUAUAGGAACUUAGUCAUUGCGUGAGAUUAUUCGGGGAAUGGAUUACUCUUUCUACUCUCUCCCCGAAACGCGAUUUACCAUCUCAGCCAUUCUAACAAAGCACUAGGUACCAUUAGUGUAACCUAAGGUUACCUAGACGAACUGCGGUGGAACUAGGGGUUCCUCCCUCGCAAAGAUCUGUACCUAUAGAGAGAUAAGCCGUCCGAUACUCAACAACUUAACUCUUAAUGAUCAAUACUUUUGCAAUGGGUCCUGAAAAUAUCGGUAAUACAGGCUAUCAAUCGUGAAGUCCGAAAUGAACGGCUUAAACUCUUUGACAAACACAAAAUUUAGGAGACGGCGUACGUGAUAUGUAUUAAUGAAGUUGUUACUCGCUGAAGUUUUGGAGAAUCAUCAUCAAGACAUGCCCGCUGCAGGAAUAAUCAAUAAAUUCGCAUUCAAAAGUCAAGUUGAUCUAGAUUUCUCUAUCCUCAACUUUCCCGAUUUAGA
Molecule: messenger RNA, 2894 nt
Organism: Annulohypoxylon maeteangense
Lineage: Eukaryota; Fungi; Ascomycota; Sordariomycetes; Xylariales; Hypoxylaceae
Product: plus-3-domain-containing protein
Exons: 4
Coding region: 275-2149 (624 amino acids)
Cellular component (GO): Cdc73/Paf1 complex
Molecular function (GO): DNA binding; RNA polymerase II C-terminal domain phosphoserine binding
Source: RefSeq, a predicted model, not a curated record